AUGGUCGUCCAGAAGUGCAUCGCCACCACCCAAGCCCUCAUCAACGACCGGGAUGUGGCCUUUCGGCGACACUUGGGUGGGUUUGCCAGCAGCCUCUACGAGCCAUCCUGCACACGGGUGUUUUCAGCUUUUACUUGGAGGCUGGAGGCCGGUGCUAACUUCCCCGACGACUUUGGCCAACUCCUCUUCCCGAGGGUCCAACUCAUCCGCGUGAACACCCUGGCGCACGAUGCCGGAGAGGCUUUACGUUUGGUUUCCAUCAGCGCGGCCGAGGCGAUCCGCUCGACGCUUCACAGCACCAAUGGGGCCGAAACAUCCCCAUCAUCUACGAGCAGUGUCCAGCCGGGUGAGAAAGAUAUUUGGCUGACGUUGGAUGGCCCAGUGAACCCGGAACUCUUCGAGGCCAUGUCUGCUACUUUGCCGGUGGUGAUCUUGGGCGGUCAGAAGCCUUUUCUGAUACCGAAGCGGAAUUUUCGGAUCAUCGUUGAAAGCGAUCGCCUCGAGAUGGUCUCUCCUGCCACAGCAUCCUCUCUUGCCAUCACAUUCAUCGAUACUGAACGCGGUCCUACUUGGAAAGACCGAGCUUUGGCUUGGGCUCAUAGGUUUGUGCUGACCUGCCCGGAGUACUCCCACUUUAUGGAGUUGACGAAGGAGCUGCUCAUGCAUUUGAUGGAUAGCAUCCUCGCCUUCGUCCUCUACUACUUCCACUACAACCCAGUGGACGAUGCAGGUGCACUCACCGAAGGCAGGGAAUCUUACGGCCAGCAGACACUGUCGUUCCUGCUGCUCUCCCUGAUCUGGCUUUGCUCCAUGCUGAGAACGCACCCACGUUCGACUUACGCACAUGAUGCGAAGUGGGGCAUGUUUGCAUUUUGGUUUGCGGCAGCGGCACAGCAGGUCGCAGGCAUAUGUUUUGACCUCAGGGCCACUGCCUACUCGUUCUCUGUGUUUCAGUUCGGUUGGGGAGUGCAGAGUGUUGCGCUUGGCUGGACUCUCCAUCUAUUGCAGUUGCGAAUGAUGGCAAUCCGUUCCAGUGUGGAUGGGGGAACCUGUUGUUCGACCUUUGGUUCGAAUACAUGGAUACUGGUCAUGUGUUGCAGCUGGCAAAUCCGACACACUUGUGACCGAGACCUGAAGAAGACGUGGCCGGUAAUCCUUGUCAGCUUAAUCGUUCUCUGCACGGUAUGGGUUGCCUACACGACACUGACAUGCAAGAUCCUGGUGGGCAGCUUGCAGCUUCUUCUUCAGGAGGCGAAGCGCGUCCGAGGGCCUCCAAGGAAACAGGCGAUCUGGGCCGCGCAAGUCCUCGGCAUGGAAAUGCUGAUCUGCGCAAUACUAGGAUUGACGAUGUGUUGCUAUGGUGUGCUCUCUGCAUUGUCCCUUCUUGCCGAAUUUGGCCCCGAGACGGAGGAGAAGUAUCUGCUAGUGCAACACAGAACCUUUGUUGUUCUACUGAUCAUUCAUAUUGACUGGGUGGUGAAUUCACUAGGCUUGGGCCUUCUGUCUGGGAUUCUCUGGCAGGGAAGGCCACCGGAUGGUGACCUGGAGUCUGAAAACACACUCACACGAGGAUUGAUCUCUAUGUCAAAUCUGCUCACCUCGACGGAAAACGAAGUCUACGACGAGGUGGUGAAGCAACUAGCAAGCCGAGGGAUUCGCCUGAGCGCGCUUCUGUGCUUCUGGGAAGAACUUCUCGGUGGUCAGGUGAUGCCAGGAUUUGAUCCCCGACGCUCCUUGACGAAUGAUGUGGUCCGCCGGGCGAUCAUCCCGAAAUCCCGAGAUGGGCAUGAUGGAUUUGCCCUGGCAACACUAUGGUCCAGCACAGAGACAACGGCUCAAAUCAUGGUCACGCACAACUGGAGCAAUGGCUUUGGAAGUCUCGUUGCCGCAAUCCUGGCGGAUGCUUUGGGGCGAGCUGCUUACAAGAAGGUUGCGGACAAGAUUGCCACGAAAUCAGGCUUUGAACAGGUCCGGGCGAAAUUGGUCGGCAAGCUGGAGACGACAUACUGGGUUUGCGCGUUUUGCGUCAACCAGCAUGCCAGUAUUUGUGCUGGCUUCGGGCCCGAACCGCCACAAGGGACGGCUGAGUGGACCGCUUGGGAUAGGAGGCGGUAUGACUCAGUUACUGGUGAUGCAUUCCAGCUUUGCAGCUGUCAAGUGGAGAAGGUGUUUAGCCACACUGACGCAAGGUGUGAACUCAACAAGUUCGAUGACAUGAUGACACACCUAGCGCUAGAGGUGGCGGGUUUCACGCAGCUCGUCGUCGUCGAUGAUGCCUUCGAUGUGCUUUACCGGGCAUGGUGUGUUGCAGAGAUAUUCGAGGCGAGUGUGCUGGGUAUUCAACCUCGAAUACAGGUGCGGUCGCAGGCUGUUGUAGAUCAGAACUACGACAGGCUUGCGUUGUUAGACGUCAGGCAGUGCACAUCCUCAUCUCUAGCUGACAAGGAGAUGAUCAUGGCGAAGAUCUCAGAUGUGGACGUUUUCAACGAGAAAAUCCAGGAGAUCGUCUUCAGCGAAGAGAUGGGCUUGUUUGCGCAGUGGGUGGAUGGGAACGAGCGGUCUCGCCAAGUCGGCCGAAUUUUACGGCGUUGUGGGGUGCGGGAAACCUCUCCACCGAUCGCGCAGAUGCUGCACAUCGCUUCGCUUGCUCACGACUUCAGCCGGAAUCGUCGGAAGACGACUCUGUAG
Messenger RNA from Symbiodinium sp. CCMP2592, 2688 nucleotides. The record is from the annotation of a GenBank genome assembly. NCBI's taxonomy places the organism in Eukaryota, Dinophyceae, Suessiales, Symbiodiniaceae.